Messenger RNA from Colletotrichum navitas, 295 nucleotides. RefSeq lists its product as uncharacterized. The coding region runs from base 19 to 237 and encodes 72 amino acids. The record is from RefSeq and is a predicted model, not a curated record. The transcript has a single exon. NCBI's taxonomy places the organism in Eukaryota, Fungi, Ascomycota, Sordariomycetes, Glomerellales, Glomerellaceae.
GCCGGCGUCGAAAGAACGAUGGAGCUUCUCGAAGAAGCAGAAGACGACGCUUCCGCACUGGAUUCCUGGCUAGUCAACGUGCUAGUUGAUGCUGGUAACGAAGUAGUAGGGUCGACCGUUGUGCUCGCCAACGUUGUUGCCGGUGUCUGUAUGUAUACGGUACCGGGCUGGGUGCCGCUUGGCUGGACAACAGAGACGGUCGUCGAUCCUGUCGGGACGCUUGUAGUGUCUGUGUAAGGGCCGACGACAGUAACAAAUGACGCCCGUCUGCCCACGACGAUGGUGCCAGGCGACG